GAAAAUGUGGCGCGAGCCAUACAUACGAUUGUUGUGUGUUGUGUUCAUGGUAACUUUGGGGGUUGGUGACUCCCUGUUUUGCUAGUGUGUUAGCGUCACUAAACAUACGAUUUAUUGCUGAUCGAUUUGGAUCUAUCAAGGAUAUCUUGACUUACACGUGAUCUUAUAACAGUUCGACUUGAUCGGGUCCCGGAAAGGACAGCAUGCCUCGAAGAAAGAGAAAUGCUGGAAGUAGCUCCGAUGCUACAGGCGACUCUGACGACUCAGUAGAACAGGAGAAAACCGACAGCUCGCAAAGUGACGGAAACACCCGAGCCAACACACGGAUGACUCGGGCAUCCAUGCGAUUGAGCCAAAGCUCUCAAGAUGUUCCGCCGGACGUGAAACAAGUGGUGGAGCGGGACGAGUCCCCGCCCAGGACGCCCACGGGCAACGCCCAGUCAUCCGAGUCCGACAUCGACGUGUCCAGCCCCAGCGCCUCGCACGACGAGAGCCACGCCAAGGAGGACCCCUCCCAGAAGGACUCGGACAGCGACCCCUCCCACCGGCCCAAGCGGCGACGCUUCCACGAGAGCUACAACUUCAACAUGAAGUGCCCCACCCCUGGCUGCAACUCGCUGGGUCACCUAACUGGGAAGCACGAGAGACACUUCUCCAUCUCCGGCUGUCCUCUCUACCACAACCUGUCAGCAGACGAGUGCAAGCCGGUGCAGGUGAAGGCGAUUGACAGAGAUAAGGAGGAGGAGGAGCGCAGCCAGACUACAACGGAGGAGAGCAGACACGCCACCCGACACCAGGCCCCCACCCCUCGGCAGGUGCGCUACAAGGAGAAGGUGGUGGAGAUGCGCAGGAAGAGGGACUCCCCCCUGGCCAAGGAGCAGAAGGAGAAGAACAUGGAGCAUCGUCAGAGCCACGGCACCACGCGAGAGCCCCUGCUGGAGAACAUCACCAGCGAGUACGACCUGGAGCUCUUCAGGAAAGCCCAGGCACGCGCCUCAGAGGACCUGGAGAAGCUGCGUCUGCAAGGCCAGAUCACGGAGGGCAGCAACAUGAUCAAGACCAUCGUGUUUGGCCGCUACGAGCUGGACACCUGGUACCACUCGCCCUACCCCGAGGAGUACGCGCGCCUCGGACGCCUUUACGUCUGCGAGUUCUGCCUCAAGUACAUGAAGAGCCAGACCAUCCUGCGCAGACACAUGGCGAAGUGUGUGUGGAAGCAUCCUCCUGGAGACGAGGUGUACCGCAAAGGAGCAAUCUCGGUGUUUGAAGUGGACGGGAAAAAAAACAAGAUCUAUUGCCAGAACCUGUGUCUGCUGGCCAAGUUGUUCCUCGACCACAAGACUCUCUACUACGAUGUGGAGCCCUUCCUCUUCUACGUCAUGACUGAGGCAGACAACACCGGAUGCCAUCUCGUGGGAUACUUCUCCAAGGAGAAGAACUCAUUCCUGAACUACAAUGUGUCCUGCAUCCUCACCAUGCCCCAGUACAUGAGGCAGGGCUUUGGCAAGAUGCUCAUCGACUUCAGCUACCUGCUGUCUAAGGUGGAGGAGAAGGUGGGCUCGCCGGAGAGGCCGCUGUCGGACCUGGGCCUCAUUAGCUACCGCAGCUACUGGAAGGAGGUGCUGCUCAGAUACAUGUACAACUUCCAGGGCAAGGAGAUCUCCAUCAAGGAGAUCAGUCAGGAGACGGCGGUGAACCCUGUGGACAUUGUCAGCACGCUGCAGUCCCUGCAGAUGCUCAAGUACUGGAAGGGCAAACACCUGGUGCUCAAGAGACAGGACCUGAUUGACGAAUGGAAGGCCAAGGAGAACAAGAGAGGGAGCAAAACUAUCGACCCCACGUCUUUAAAAUGGACGCCACCCAAGGGCACAUAGGACAUAGCCUAGACUAGUUCACAUAUUCCCCCUACCAGCAAAAAACAGACAACUCACAGCCACCUACACCCAAAGUGUCAAAGAUCUUCUAUGAAAUGACCCACAGAUUGAAGAUUGAAUUCCAUUCAUCACUAUACAUUUUAUAUUGGCAAACUAUUUCAGAAAUGCAUUGUCACACUUCACUUUUGAUACCAUGGUAUUUAUUUUUUUAAAAAGAGACCAUUUCAUCUCCCAUCAAACAUGUAGGUGAUGUUUGCAGGCCGCAUAAAUUGAUUGUUAAAGCAGC
This is a messenger RNA of Engraulis encrasicolus (European anchovy), 2160 nucleotides long. It is a transcript of the gene kat7b, whose product is annotated as K(lysine) acetyltransferase 7b. The transcript is spliced from 14 exons. Lineage: Eukaryota; Metazoa; Chordata; Actinopteri; Clupeiformes; Engraulidae. Gene Ontology annotation, biological process: positive regulation of transcription by RNA polymerase II; negative regulation of DNA-templated transcription. Gene Ontology annotation, molecular function: transcription coregulator activity; zinc ion binding; histone acetyltransferase activity. The record is from RefSeq and is a predicted model, not a curated record. Bases 204 to 1874 code for a protein of 556 amino acids. Gene Ontology annotation, cellular component: chromatin; nucleus.